AAAAUCAUAUUUUGGUGUCAGUUUGUUACAUUUGUGCUGCACAUUUCCCCAAACUUGCCACUACAGGUUGGGGUCCAACCUCUAGAGGGCGACCGCUGAAUUGCGCUGCUACGACCAUUCGCUAGAAGAAGAUAGACUUUGACGUCAACACGUUUGAGCAUGCCUACUACGCUCGAACAUAAACAAAGGCAGGACGCUGCGCUGCAAUUAACUCUACUCUCCGGUAAUUCUAUAUGCUAACUGUACUGAAAAAAUUGGAGAGCCACUUAUUUUUGCAAGCAUGGAAAACGCAUUGUUGAUGCGAGUGAGUGUUUUUACCGACCAAGGAGGCAGGAAAUACAUGGAGGAUGUGACCGAGGUCAUAGUAGAGCCCGAGCCGGGAGAAGACGAGCCGACGUCGGAUGAGGCAGAGGAUAGCAAUGGGGGAGACUGUACGGUCAGUUCUUUGGCAGGAGACACUCAGCCAGACCCGGCAUGUGAAACCGUGGCCUCCCCGCCUGUUUCAGAUGAAUCAUGUGAAUCUAUACGAACGGAAGAACAAAGUAUAAUAGUGGAAACAUCCUUAGACGGAGGUCAGAGCCCGGCGGGAGCUCAGCCGAGCGUCGCGAGUCGUUCCCGCCGUUCCGUGGCGUUCUUCGCUGUGUUUGACGGGCACGGGGGGCGCGAGGCUGCGCAGUUCGCUCGAGACUAUCUGUGGGAGUUCGUGAAGAAGCAGCGGGGCUUCUGGUCCGACUGUGACCGGGAGGUCUGCGCUGCUAUACGCAAAGGAUUCGUAGCCUGUCACCAUGCUAUGUGGAAAAAGCUCCCUGAAUGGCCAAAGACGCUUACAGGCCUUCCCAGCACAUCGGGCACCACAGCCAGCGUAGUCGUGAUCAGAGGAAACCGCAUGUAUGUGGCCCAUGUCGGGGACUCUGCAGUGGUUCUAGGUGUCCAGGACGACGACGCAAUCCCAUUCAUCAGAGCCGUGGAAGUCACACAAGACCACAAACCCGAGCUGCCCAGAGAGAGGGAGCGCAUUGAAGGUCUGGGAGGGAGCGUGAUCAAGAAAUCUGGAGUGAACCGGGUGGUCUGGAAGAGGCCACGGCUGAGUCACAAUGGCCCAGUCCGUCGGAGCACUGUCAUUGACCAGAUCCCAUUCUUGGCGGUAGCCCGAGCUCUAGGUGAUCUGUGGAGCUAUGACUUCUACAGCGGGGAGUUUGUGGUUUCUCCUGAGCCAGACACUAGUGUGGUGACCCUUGACCCCAGGAAACACCGCUACAUCAUCCUGGGCAGUGAUGGUCUGUGGAACAUGGUGCCACCUCAAGAGGCUAUCUCCAUGUGUCAGAACAACGACGAGGCAAUGGCACCAUGUGGGGUAUCGAGUGCCCGGCAGCUGGUCAGCCAUGCUCUGCUGCGGUGGCGCCAGCGCAUGUUGCGUGCUGACAACACCAGUGCCAUCGUGAUCGCUCUGCAGGAGCCCGGGACCCCCCAGGACACCCUGCACCACGAGGAAGUGCUGCUCGACUUAGCCAAGGUAUCCCAGUGUCCUCCCACUUCCUUAUCCCGUGCUGACACUCCUCUACUUCAGCGCCCCCCUGAGGAAGACUCUCUCUCCACUGUGUGCGAGCUCCUCCCCACCUUGGAGCGACGAGACGGGCUAUCAGGAAGCAACAGCCUGUACCAUAUGGAUCUGUCUGACCCGUUCACUCUGACUCCACUGUGUCCAAACACUAGUGCUGAGCUGCCCAGUCAGUCCAGUCCCACUGACAGGACCAUUGGGAGCAGGACACCAAAUAGCAAAAGAACUACUGAUGGAUCAUCAUCGCCGACGUUGGGCCAGUCAUCUAAGAAAGCCCGGCGCAGGACUGCUGACAGACCACCGUUAGUCCAACACAACGCAGAGAAGAAGCAGAAGGAGUCCAGUAACGUUUCCCCUAUUCUCCAGCAGCACAACAAGAGCACAGUGUGUGUGUGCUGAAACACACGGACGCAUCAACCUGCUGCCUCCCACCGUCAUACUGGUCUUCAGGGAUGUUUCUGUUCCUCAUGUUUGCUACUCUCCUGCACACCCUCAUGGUUCUAACCAGCCUUGCUCUGGAGGUCGUUGUCUUCUUGCUCAGCACCAGUACAAUACUCAUUUGAAAACUUUUUGGAAGAAUGCUAAUUUUAUGUCUUUGUUUCAGAUUCCUUCCUGAAAUGCUGAUUAUCGUCUUCUUCAGAAUCAAACUCUUGAUUCAUGUCUUACUUCAGCUUUUUCUGGUAACUGUUGUAAGAAAUAAGUAUAACUAAUAAUACUGGUGUAAAUAUUAUGCAUUUUAUAGGUGAGUAAUGAAAAGUAAGUCGAACAGUUCAUUUAAAACAAAUCUAUAUAUUUUUUAUACGUUCUGUUAUUGUAUGAUGAUAAAAGCUGAAUAUUUAGAUGAGCUCCACCACAGAUUUCAUCUCCUCCUCACUCUCCACAUACCAUUGUGUGCACACCCUGUGUUUAAGCGUAUUUAUGUAUUUUUAUUGGUAUCUUUAUACUUUAUCACUGGAUAUUUGUCUUGAAUAUAAACUGAAGGUGCUGCUACAGUCACAAACCAUAAGCUACUACAGUGUGUAUAUUGAUAUCUAAAUAUAUGUAAGUGUUGGUAGCAUUUCUUUUUGACAGUAUGUAUUUACCAGAACACAUCUGCCCUCCAUGAGGUGAUGGAAAACGUUUUAUUGCACAACACAUCUUAUAGAGUAGAUCCACUCCCUUGUUGUAAUUUGUAAUGAAGCAUAACAGAUAAUUUUUUGGUGUCUUCACUUCCUGUGAGCCUGCUCCAUCCAUCUUUCAGGUAGUGAUUUUCUAUGUUUUUGAGAAUUGCCUUUCAACAGCCGGCUGAAGCUUUUGCAGAGGUUGUUGUGUCUGUCUCUACAAUGAUAGACUUCUCUGAAACGAAGACUUCCUCUGGUUCUGGGGGACCAACACAAAGCCUGAUGUUUACAAUGAAUUAUGUUGUGCUGCCAGACGUCUGUUGUGGCUGCACUGGAGGUAUCACUGAUGUCACGUUGUCUAUGUCACAUCUGUGAGAAUCAGAAAAAUGCUCCAUCACAAGCACAUCGGUCCCUACAGACGAGUUCUGUCUCGCAGCACCACUCCAUCCUGCUACCUUGUUUUCUCUUGCUUGCAACAAGACAAUAAUGGAGGCUGAUUGAGAGGUCCCUUUAGCAUUCUCCCUACACAAGCCAUUGUCCCUCCAUGCUGCAGCUGCAGUUGUAUUGUUACUUAUGUAUGCACAAGGCUCAUUUGUGAGUAAAUACUCUCUGCAUGGACUUUGUAAGAGAAUAUUUUUGCACUAUUAUGGACCUUCAUCAUCUUUGAGAAGGAAGCUGUCCUGAAAAUGAAAAUGAUGCAGCUAGGAAUGGAUGACAUGAUUGGAGUCAAAAAAGAAAACACAGCAAACAGGAUGUUUGAGGACAAAAUGAUGUUAACUUUAACAAAUGGAAGGGAAUCCUCAUCAGUUUGAGCAGAUGUUUGCAGAUGUUUGCAUUGUGACCUCUUUUGGCACUGAUGGCUUUGUUAAGUAGAAAAAUAUUCACUAUGAGAGAAUAAUGACCAUUACACAAAUGUCUAAAUCUUUUUAAAACCUUGUUACAUGAUGAUGAUGUAUUUUCAUUUAGCUAAGUGCAAUUUCUAACAGGAAUUUGUAGCAUUAUGGAUUGGUUCAAAAUGUCGAUUGACAAAUGUUGGAGGAAUGAUACAUUCAUGUUUGACACAUUCUCUCUGCAGAUACAGUCCGUCACUUGGCUCGGGUCCGCUGUAUGUUUUUAUAUACUAUUUUUGAGUAGUCUACUCAUUUACUCUGUUGAAUAAUGAUAUACCUGAUUACAGAUGGCUGUGUUAACAGCAGAAAGUGCAUGUGUACAGUGUAAAUGUGAAAAACACUUAUCUGGAAAUGAACCUAUUUAAAUAAAAAGCUCUGAAGUAAA
Messenger RNA from Larimichthys crocea (large yellow croaker), 3933 nucleotides. RefSeq names its product protein phosphatase, Mg2+/Mn2+ dependent, 1Da (gene ppm1da). The transcript has 6 exons. Bases 281 to 1957 code for a protein of 558 amino acids. Gene Ontology annotation, molecular function: protein serine/threonine phosphatase activity; cation binding. Lineage: Eukaryota; Metazoa; Chordata; Actinopteri; Sciaenidae. Gene Ontology annotation, biological process: protein dephosphorylation. The record is from RefSeq and is a predicted model, not a curated record.